AUGCGCAAAAGCGACGUUCAAUUGACUGCCACUCCUUCACCAAAAAUGCGGCUCUUAGCUACUGGAAGAGCUCUGCGGGCUAGCAGUGGCAAAUGGUUCAUUGUUGCGACUCGUCCCAUAAUUCGCAGCCCUCGAUUGCAUUCACUCCGUGACACCGUCCCGACGGCCACUCGGAGCUGGAGCUCAACCGCAGCUCUCCGCACUGCAGAUCAGAAAUCCGGUGCCGACUCACCAAGCACGAAAUCACACUUGAAAAUCGAGGGCGCAACAUACUCCACAGAUCAAUGGACCAACACCCCUGACACAAUCUUGUCGCAUGUCGGCCGACGACUCUACCUUGACGAGAACCACCCUCUCGCUAUUACCCGCAAACUUAUUGAGAGCCAAUUCCCCUCUCCAGUCUUCGGUAACUACUCGGAGAAAAACCCGGUCGUAACAACUAGACAGAAUUUCGAUGUCUUGGGUUUCCCGCCGGACCACCCGGGUCGUUCUCGCACGGAUACCUACUACAUCAACGACAAGACGGUCCUACGCACACAUACAAGCGCGCACCAGCAGGCAUAUUUCCAACAAAUCAAUCGCAAUGAGAAACUUCGCCCGGAAGAAGUCGGAUACACAGUGAUUGCCGAUGUCUACCGCCGUGAUGCCAUUGACCGCAGCCACUACCCGGUCUUUCACCAGAUGGAGGGCGCCAUGCUGUGGAAGCGGCCGGACAGUAACCCACUUGCCAGCGCUGCGGAAACAGUCGCUCAGAUCAAGGCUGACGUGGAUCUCAUCCAGCGCCAUGAUGUGGUCGUCGAAGACCCCAACCCAACCAUCCAUGCCCAGCGCAAUCCCUUACAGGCCGAGCACCACAGUGAGGAGGAGGUCGAGGCCAUUGCGGAGCACCUCAAGAGGUCCCUUGAGCGCAUGGUUAUCAAGGUUUUCACUGAGGGUAGCAAGGCCGCCGCGACCAGCUCUGAUGGCAAUGUCGAAGCGGAGCCUUUGAAGGUUCGCUGGGUCGAGGCGUACUUCCCCUUCACUAGCCCGUCAUGGGAACUUGAGGUCUUCUGGCAGGGUGACUGGCUAGAGAUCUUGGGCUGCGGUGUCAUCAAGCAAGACCUCCUUAUCAACUCCGAUGUACCAAACCGCAUCGGCUGGGCGUUCGGUCUGGGAAUCGAGCGCAUAGCCAUGCUCCUCUUCAACAUCCCCGACAUCCGUCUCUUCUGGUCUCGCGACGAGCGCUUCCUGUCGCAGUUCCGCGCUGGAGAGAUCACGCGCUUUAAGCCAUUCUCCAAGCAUCCUGCAUCCUACAAGGAUGUUGCCUUCUGUGCUGCUGGCGGUGCCGUGCCUUUCCACGAAAAUGACGUGAUGGAGGUGGUCCGGGGAAUUGGCGGUGAUCUUGUUGAGGAUGUCACCUUGAUUGACGAAUUCACGCAUCCCAAGACUGGACGGAAGAGUAUGUGCUACCGUAUCAACUACAGGAGUCUGGAGCGUACCUUGACGAACGAGGAGACCAACGAAAUGCAUAACAAGGUUCGGGAGAAGCUCGUCGAGGACUUCGGAGUAGAGCUGAGGUAA
Messenger RNA from Penicillium maclennaniae, 1560 nucleotides. Its product is annotated as phenylalanine--tRNA ligase. Gene Ontology annotation, molecular function: ATP binding; phenylalanine-tRNA ligase activity; tRNA binding. The record is from RefSeq and is a predicted model, not a curated record. Bases 1 to 1560 code for a protein of 519 amino acids. NCBI's taxonomy places the organism in Eukaryota, Fungi, Ascomycota, Eurotiomycetes, Eurotiales, Aspergillaceae. Gene Ontology annotation, biological process: phenylalanyl-tRNA aminoacylation. Gene Ontology annotation, cellular component: cytoplasm; mitochondrion. The transcript is spliced from 2 exons.